Messenger RNA from Didymosphaeria variabile, 480 nucleotides. RefSeq names its product Golgi apparatus membrane protein tvp18 (gene TVP18). Gene Ontology annotation, biological process: vesicle-mediated transport. Gene Ontology annotation, cellular component: Golgi membrane. Lineage: Eukaryota; Fungi; Ascomycota; Dothideomycetes; Pleosporales; Didymosphaeriaceae. The record is from RefSeq and is a predicted model, not a curated record. The transcript has 3 exons. Bases 1 to 480 code for a protein of 159 amino acids.
AUGACGCUGUCCGAAGAAUUCAAGUCGAGGAAUUUCAGUAAGAAGGCCAGACAAGGAAGACACGGCAAUGCUGACCUUUGCCGUAGGACGGGCGUGAUCUGCAUACUCCUCUGCUUCGCACUUGGAAUUUCGAACCUUUUCAAUGCCAAUUGGGUCAUCGCGUUUAGUAUCGUGUGCCUAAUAUACGCGCCCAUCAUUCUGUUCCUCGAAGUCCCACUGCUCCUCCGAAUCUGCCCGACGUCACCCAAGUUCGACACUUUCAUUCGAAAAUUCGAGACCAACUUCCUCCGCGCCGGUCUCUACGCCGCCAUGAGCGCAGUGCAGUGGGCUAGCAUUGCCGCAAGAGUGACCAGCUUGAUCGCUGCUGCCGUGGUUCUGUUGUUCGCUGCCAUUUUCUACGCGCUUGCCGGUCUCAAGGGGCAGGCAUUCCAGGGCAGCAAGACCUUGGGCGGACAAGGCGUCGCGCAGAUGAUCAUCUAA